AGCAACAGACAGUAAACAAACCGUUGCAGGUUGUCAUUGACAGAUCUGGAGAAUGACUCGUGUUUACAGUGGGAAAACAAUGUAAUGCACCAGCACGAGAUGUCUACUUGUUCUGUGUUUGAUGGUGCAGUCUUCAUAUCAUCCGAGAUGAAGCUUACAGAGGAUUUCAAGCGAGACACGCACCCCGAUAAAGUGAAUCUAGCUGGGAGGGAGUAUGUUGGAGAACAUGGACACACCGCAUGGCUUCCUCUUGUACGAAAAAUUAAGCAGCAAAUUGCCACUGACCCGACUCUAACCCCAGAGUACCCACCUAUCCUUGGGAUCCCAGAAUUCACCCAGAGAGCAACCGAACUAGCAUUGGGCAAAGAUUGCCCCGCCAUUGUUGAAAGCAGGGUGUUUGGCGUCCAAACAGUUGGAUGUACCGGAGCAGUGCGCUUGGGCGCUGAGUUACUGAGAUCCUGGUACUGCACAAGUUCUUCCUGGAGUGGACCAAUCUUGCUCUCCUCUCCCUGUGAUGACUCACUGACAGACACCUUUAAGGCAGCAGGGAUUGAGGAUGUGCAACAUUAUCGGUACUGGGAUACAGAAUCCAAUGCUGUGUGUGUGGAAAACAUGGUGCAUGACUUGGAGAAUACUCCGGAACGGUGUGUGGUGGUCCUGUUUGCUUCAGGCCACCAUCCCACUGGUGCAGAACUCUCUCAAGAGGACUGGAAACGUGUAGCUGAGGUCAUGAUGAAGCGGCAGUUGUUUCCCUUCUUCUUGAUGUCUGCCCAAGGCUUGUGCAGUGGUUCACUUGAGCAAGACGCCUGGGCUGUUCGUCAUUGUGUGUCUUUGGGGCUUGAACUGCUCUGCGCUCAAUCUUUUUCUUACAGCUUUGGCCUCUAUGGUGAGAGAGUGGGGCAUCUUCUCUGCGUGUUAAAGCAGAACAUGCUGGCCGUGCAAUCUCAAGCUGAGAAACUCGUUCAGACUCUUUGGUCUUGCCCACCGAUGGAAGGGGCCAGGGUGGUUGCCACUAUAUUAAGUAAUCCUGCCCAUUUAGUUGAGUGGAAGGAGGGUGUGAAGGGCAUUGCUGAACACUGCAUGCUAAUCCGAGAACGUCUGCGUGAGAGACUGAGGCUUUUGGGUGGUCCGGGGCGUUGGGAUCACAUAACAAAACCUGGGGGGCUUUAUUGCUGCUUUGGACUGAAUGCUCAACAGGUGGAGUUUCUGAUUCAAAGGAAACACAUCUACUUGUUACCCAACGGGUGUCUAAACGUUAGUGCCAUUAACAGCCGUAACCUAGACUAUGUUGCCGAAUCCAUCCAUCAAGCCAUGCACUCUCAACUCUGAUCUCACAUCAUACUCAAGCUUACUUAAACCCUUCAUCUGCGACAUGCUUUUCAUCAGUGCGAAUGUUUGUCUGAAUCUUAAGUAGGUAUAUUUAAAAUAUAUUCAUGCAGUGUACUGAGCACAGUAAAACUUUUGAAACUUAGGCUUAACUUUUAAUGAAGGCUGUAAUGCAGGCAGAGCUGCAAUAGAUUUUACAGUUUCCCUGUGCUUGAAUACUGAAGCCAAUAUUGCGCGUGUGUGUGUGUGUGUGUGUGUGUGAUAGGACAUACUGUUUUUUUUAAUAGAGCCGAAAGAAGUAAGAAAUUAAGAAAUAAAAGAACAUCUGUAUCACCCGCACCCUUGUGUGAUGCCACUUAUCAAGCAACAUUCUCCUUUUUCCCUCCCAUACAACACUCAGAAGUGUGUUAAUUAGCAAAUUCUCACAUCAGUAUCCUAAACAUUUAAUGGCAUGUCUUACCAUUUUUCUCAUCUAAAAUAAACUGUAUUAAGCAUAUUUUUG
Messenger RNA from Rhinichthys klamathensis goyatoka, 1828 nucleotides. RefSeq names its product glutamic-oxaloacetic transaminase 1 like 1 (gene got1l1). Bases 85 to 1329 code for a protein of 414 amino acids. The record is from RefSeq and is a predicted model, not a curated record. Gene Ontology annotation, biological process: L-aspartate biosynthetic process. Lineage: Eukaryota; Metazoa; Chordata; Actinopteri; Cypriniformes; Leuciscidae. Gene Ontology annotation, cellular component: cytosol. The transcript is spliced from 8 exons. Gene Ontology annotation, molecular function: pyridoxal phosphate binding; L-aspartate:2-oxoglutarate transaminase activity.